Molecule: messenger RNA, 1121 nt
Organism: Tarenaya hassleriana
Lineage: Eukaryota; Viridiplantae; Streptophyta; Magnoliopsida; Brassicales; Cleomaceae
Exons: 4
Coding region: 246-1121 (291 amino acids)
Biological process (GO): transcription elongation by RNA polymerase I; nucleolar large rRNA transcription by RNA polymerase I; RNA polymerase I preinitiation complex assembly
Cellular component (GO): RNA polymerase I complex
Molecular function (GO): RNA helicase activity; DNA binding
Source: RefSeq, a predicted model, not a curated record
CUAAUGAGGUCCACAUCUCUUUCUCUUCUCAGGCGGCAUCAUCUUCUACGGAACCAAAAAAAAAUCUCGCCAUUCCCUCGAGCUCUCGUUGCGUCGUUCCUUCGUUCUCUCACCGCGUCGUUCGGUCUCUCCAUCUUCGCCGUUCCCGUUCGUUCUCUCCGCCUCGCCGUCGUCGUUUGGUCUUUUCGUCUCCGCCGUUCGAGUCUCCUCCGUCUUACGACGAGGUUUAUGAAAGCUUUGACUCCAUGGGUUUGCAAGAGAACCUUCUCAGGGGUAUCUAUGCAUACGGUUUUGAGAAGCCAUCAGCGAUUCAGCAAAGAGGGAUAGAGAAACCCAACGAAGAGAAAGAAGAGAUAGAGAAACCCAACGAAGAGAAAGAAGAGACAAUGAACAUCAGGGUCAAGCAAAUCUCGGAGAAACCCGACAGAAUCGCUCCAAUCGUCGCCUAUUUCGCUUCUGGGUAUGACCCAUCUGAUAAAUUCGAUGGCGAUGGCGAUGGAGACGGACACUGUUCGGAUGUCGAGGUUUAUAGACAUAAGGCCGGGACGAAGAGCAAGAGGCUUCAGGUCGUGGUGAGCCCACCUGGCUCGAGCGUGAAGUUCGUCGGCUCGAAUUAUACCGGCGAGGGAGCCACCGGACAGACAUGUGUGUAUACACUUGGUGUUCUCGACAAGGAGAAGCAGACACUGAAAAUUCUCCCAAUUGCUUCCAACAAGAUUUUCAGAUUGGAGCCAAGAGUUAAAAAUGCGGAAUCUGUUGAUUCAGAAGCUUCAUUAGGUGGAGUUAGCACUGAAUUAACUGCGGCAGAACGAGCUGUCAAAGCCAGAAAACUUAACAACCUUUAUGGUACAAAGUCAGCUAUAAACCGGGACAAAAAGAUGCGAGCUUUGAACCCUGGGGACGAUCCCGAGUCUCAGCAGCACCUCGAGGGGAAACUUAACGAAAUGGAAAUCAAGAAGGAAGCUCUUGAAAGCACUGAUUCUAUUAUUUCACGCAACAUUCCUCCGUGUGAUGUUUCUGCUGCAACUCCUCGGGAAGCUUAUCCAUUGGAUCAGAUUAUUCUCAAGGGAGAAUGGGGCUUCCUCGAGGAUAUUUACUUUUGUUGGGCAUUUGCAGGAUGA